Molecule: messenger RNA, 2596 nt
Organism: Patiria miniata (bat star)
Lineage: Eukaryota; Metazoa; Echinodermata; Asteroidea; Valvatida; Asterinidae
Product: FYN-binding protein 1-like
Exons: 13
Coding region: 419-2170 (583 amino acids)
Biological process (GO): integrin-mediated signaling pathway; protein localization to plasma membrane
Cellular component (GO): plasma membrane
Molecular function (GO): protein binding
Source: RefSeq, a predicted model, not a curated record
UUUUAUGACAAGUGUACGACUGUUCUAUGCGUUUUUAAACCUCUGACGAGGAUCGAUCAUACAACUGCUGUAUGGAAAUCAGAAGGCAACAUGUCUUGCGGGGAAGUCGAAGAUUUGCAAGAAGGCUCCUCCGAUUCUAAAGAGUUUGUACGAGUGUCUAUGUGUUGCUGUCGUGCGUAACUUUUGUACUUCGAAGUUUGAGUCCGCUGCCGUGCUGGUCUACUCUGACUGUGGAUGUUAAUGAUUGAUGCGUACUAAUUGUGUCAUUUGUCUAUCUCUUUGUGGAACUAAAUGUGCUUUUUGCCCAUCAUUAUUUGCUUAGAUAGCAGAAACCUUCAUUCAUCUUAAAAGCGGUGACUAAGCUGGAUAUUAAUCCGAUGCUCAGUUAUGCAGUAAGCAGAAACGCUUAGCAAGCAAGAUGACGGAAAAUUCUGUAAAGAAUAUUGCUUCCAUGUUCAACCAGCCCAACCAGAGUGCUGGUAUGGCGCGCCCUGCUGUCGCUGCCAAACCGACAGUCGGUUCAAAACCGUCCGUCCUGGCCAAACCCCCCGGCAAACUUGACCUCAACAGCAGCAUCAAAAUCAUCGGUCCUAACGUCCGCUCGCCUCGGUUUGAGAAACCCUCCAAUGGUGCCGUCAAGUCGCCCAGUAAGGACUCCCUUAAAAGGGACUCGCCCAAGCCUGCAGCGGCACCAGCGAAAGCUCCCGUAGGGGGACCGGUGAUGCCGGGAACCAACAUGGCGGAGAUCCUGAACAUGAGGAAUAUGCUGAAGAAGGCGCCAGUCCCCGCCCCGUCGCCGACCACAUCCCAAUCCGAACCCAGAGUGGACUUCAAGAGGUCACUCAAGAAGUCACCUGUAGCGCCUCCCACUAGAACGACGCCAUCCCUCCACCAGAAAACAGCCCCGCCCUCCCAAGGAACCGAUGAGAUGGACACUUCUUCCAAAGAGAACAUCUCCACCUCCAAAUCGGAAGGCGACUGUUCCUCUUUAUCGUCCUUCACCAGUGAUUCAUCCAUCCCUCGGAGGGGCUCGGCAACAAGUCAGAAGACGACUGGCGACAACCAGAAACCAAUUCUUGAGAUCUUGCCUCCGUUAGAAACUAUAGGACCCGCUCCCAGGAAACCGGCUAAGCCUGUCAACGUGAAGCUACCCAAGUCAGCAGCAAUGCCUCCGUCAGCAAAUCCUGAGCCAAUCGACAGUGGGGCAGAUUCGGGAGAGAUUUAUGAUGACGUCGCUGUCGAGACAAAUAAAAGAUUCUCUCUCAUCCCGACCAUGGAUUCUGAUGAGGAAACAGGAGAUGAUAUAUAUGAUGACACGGAGGUGGUGCCAUCGGCGCCGUUACCCCCGCUACCAGCAUGCCUGAGCAUCCCAACCAUAGCCCAGACCAGUGGGCCCGAUGAUGGACCACAAGAAAUCUACGAUGAUGUCUCAUUAGAAGGGGAAAGCGAGGAGCUGUACGAAGCAUUGGACGUGAGCACAGAAGACGCACAACAAAAAAGGCAGCCGGAAAAGACUUGGCCUAAAGUCAAGACCAAAGGGCGUAGCACUUCGGUUGGCAGCACAUGUAAGAAAAACAGGCCAACGAGCAAGUGGUAUGUCUCACGUGACGCCGCUGCCACAGAUGUUAAAAGACCAUCAAUAGAGUCCAGCGACUCGGCUGACGUCGCGUCCAGGCCCACCACCACCCCAUCCUCACUGCUGUCUCCAAGAAAGACCAUGUCGACCAAGAAACAGGAGGAGAAGCAGCGCAAAGAGCAGGAGAGACUGGAAAAGGAGAGGCGGAAAAAGGAGGAAGAAAUGCGCAAGAAACGGGAGAAGGAAGAGAAGAAGAGGAAGGAGAAAGAAGAAAAGGAAAUGAAGAAGAAAUUCAAUAUCAAAGGAGAAAUCCAAGUCUUAGACUCGGGAACCGUCACACAGGACUGCGGCUCUGACUACGAGAGGACAGAUCUGAUCUGUAAGCGAGGCGACAGACUGGAGGUCUUAAGAAGAGACGGCAACCCACCAGGGAAGUGGCUAGCGAGGGAUUUGCAAGGAAGAUACGGCUUUGUCGAUGCAGAUUUUGUAGCCAUUGAGACUGACUUUCAAGAACCCUACGACGAUGUCAUUCCUUGCGAUGGUAGUGGCUCUGAGGAAGAAGAAGAACAAGAGAUCUACGAAGCCUUUGACUAAACCGACCAAUCACAGCCACUCUUUCAUACAACCGCCAGCCAAUCAGGCGAUCGAUCAACAGCAACUACUGAAUGCAAACCAUCCAAAGUGAAUGUAAUUGCAUUGAAUACAAAUUACGAGUGUGUUUAUAACAAGGAAUAUACACAUGUACAUGUACAUGUAGUUAAAAGGUGUAUUUAUUGACUUAGUAUAAUUAUAUAUGUUGGGUUUGUUUUUAUGACGCGAAGGAUAUGUGUAUGGGGGAACCAGACUAAAUCUGUAUUUUGAACCUAGACAGAGACUUAACAAUGGAGGUUUUUGAAACCCAGGUUUUGUUAGUGGUUUGGCUUCAACGUUGGCUUCAGAAUCUGCAAGUAGCCUUUAGACCUUCAAUCCCCACAGAUAUUAUUUGAGUUUAACCCACAUUGGUCACUCACAAUAAGGAGG